AUGGGGAAAUACAUUGAGAUGCUGGAUAUGGGCGUGAGAAUCGCAGCGAGGUUUCAUUCUCACUGUCCUCAGACGGCGCGUCUCUAUUACCAUCCUCCUUCCGACAGCCACCAUCAUCACGGCGUCAAAGAUUUAAUCGGAGGUGGGGUUCUUGGUGGGUCGGGUCAAGAUUCGACCGGUUUGGUUGGUGGGUUAGGAUCCGGAACCGGUGGUUGCGGUGCUACCAAGGCUCCUAAUGGGUAUGAAGACGCCAGGGAUCUCUUGUUAUUCUCUGUUGUUUGA
Messenger RNA from Microthlaspi erraticum, 282 nucleotides. The record is from the annotation of a GenBank genome assembly. Lineage: Eukaryota; Viridiplantae; Streptophyta; Magnoliopsida; Brassicales; Brassicaceae.